This is a messenger RNA of Fusarium musae, 2544 nucleotides long. RefSeq lists its product as uncharacterized. The record is from RefSeq and is a predicted model, not a curated record. The transcript is spliced from 2 exons. Gene Ontology annotation, molecular function: protein kinase binding. Bases 1 to 2544 code for a protein of 847 amino acids. Gene Ontology annotation, cellular component: cytoplasm. Lineage: Eukaryota; Fungi; Ascomycota; Sordariomycetes; Hypocreales; Nectriaceae.
AUGGAUUCAGAAGACGGAGAACUGUUCAUAAAGCAACUUGCCGGCUAUGUUCGGACGCACGAGAAGGCUUUGGCCAACGCUCUUCAACUGCGCCGCCAAGUCCGCCAUAAGCCAUCUCAGAGUACAGGCUCAGCGGCCCUCCUCUCCCAAACUUCCACUUCGCUUCCCGAACGACCAUCUACCUCCGCUUCCACAUCGAGUUCGCUCGCAGCUGCAUUGUCGCUUGGAACCUUAAACUUCACAUCACAUAAUGCCAAAUCCGUAAAAUUGGCUCUCACGCCUCAUCACCUAUUCUACCUACUCUCCCGCUUCGAAGAACUCAGCAUCAACGUCGGUCCUAUGAAAGUCCGGCUUGAAAACCUCCACGACAGUUCAUCCUCCGCCAACUAUGUUUCUUUCCUCAGUAAUACCCAGCGAUCGAGAAGCAAAGGCUCGGAUAUUGAUUCAAUACACUCUGUCUCGAGUAUACGAAGUGUCAUGUCGGGCAUGUCUGCAUUAUGGUCGAGUUUCGGCAUUGGAGCCAGCAUAUCCGCUGCUCGAACCGAACGCCAAAAAGCCGCUCUGGAAGCUGACAUGAAAUACCUCUAUUCUGCUUUUACCAAGGUUCCUUGCUUGAGGUUGGCUCCAGAUUGGCGUGCCCGCCUGAUUCGUGGUUAUGAAGAGUUUCCAUUUGAUUCAGCUGUACCCCUAUACGUUUUCAAGAACCUGCAGGCUCUCGAAGUUAGCAGCAUCGACUUCCGACAAUUCUUUGGCUGGGAUCGUUUAGCUGAUCAGCUGCGUUCUCUUACCCUGAAACGUGCCGGUAUUGAGGACCCCGCGGACAUAUUGAUUGACAUCGUCUUGGAUGAUAUGGACAAACGCCGUCGACGAGUCUCCAAAUCCCAGUCCUCGCCCACUUCAGUUUGGACGGGUAGCGGCAGUCCUCGUCGUAAUAUUGCUCACCCCGAACUUCACCGAGCCGUGUCUGCUCCAAGCUCUCCUGGUGCACACGUCGACAUGCGGGUCGGUUCGUUGACCCCAAGUGAACAUGCUAUCGAAGAGAGCAGCCGUAGGCAGUCUUUGAGCAAGGAUGACGAGCAAGAUGACACCCCACAAACUGUGCACAAGUCUUCUCGUCCCAGGAGCAACUCACCUCCGCGCCCUACCAGCUCUCGAACGCAAUCACAUCCUGUUCGAGGUAACCAUCAUCGCAUGAGGCGAUCGGGAUCUGGCAGUUCUCAUUCCAGCCUUUCUGAUUCUUGGACUGGUCAUCACCAUUCUCGAGGCAGCUCUGGUAACUUACUUGCUAUGGGCGUCCUCCCCACUUCAAAGUGGCGCUUUUUGCGACAUCUGAGUCUGGCUGACAAUUCCAUGACUUCCAUUCCGCAAAAUAGUCUGGCACCCCUAUCCAACACACUUUACUCUCUGGAUAUUUCCUCCAACCUCUUCAGCCAGGUCCCAGACAGUCUGGCUACUCUGACCGCCCUUAGAGCUCUGAACUUGUCUCACUGCAUGAUCGACUCUCUCCAGUCCUUGACCCGCAACCCUCUUCCUGCCAUCACAGCUCUCAACCUUCGAGCAAACAGGCUCCAGAGCCUUGCUGGCGUUGAGAAGCUGGUUCCUCUUGAGAGACUCGACUUGAGAGAUAACCGUCUAGUCGACCCAAUGGAAUUGGCGAGAUUGACAGGUAUCCCCGACAUCCACGAGAUUUGGGUUGAGGGCAAUCCCUUCACUCGUACCCACAAGGAUUAUCGCAUCACCAUCUUCAAUCUCUUCCGCAAAGCUCCAGGCUAUACUGAUGACGUGAUUAUUGAUGGCAGUGGUCCAAGUUACGUUGAAAGACGAUCACUGGUUGACCGCCCCCCUAUCCCGGACUCAAUCCCUGUCGUCAAGCCACAGGCUCCUGAGGUGCCUACUGUUGAUGUCAGCAAGCCUGCCAUUAUUUUCAACCCUCCCAAAGAGCCAGCUGUCCUCCGAAAGGAACGGCCUACGCCUAAGGCUGUCAUGAGUGAAAUUAACACCAGCUCGACACGUCGGCGAAAAACUCCAAAGAGGCGAAUCGUGGAUUUGGCCACUUCUGAUACCCCAUCCUUCCCAUCCCCAGUCGAGGUUCAAGUGGCGAAGCCGGCUGGCAAGCAGCCCAAGUCUCCGCUCACUAACGACGGAAACUACCGGAUAUCCCAGCAACCUGAAGGCCAGGUUUUGCCGCCGUCCACAUUAUCGUCCGAGUCGCAAGUUGUCAGCUCACCUGAAGUACCACGAGUUGACACCAACAUCUUCACCGACAUCCCAGCUGCUUACUCAUCUAACGAUGAUGCUUCCACUUGGAAGGAAUCCCAGGACUGGGAUGCCGGUGGUGAAAUAUACCGUCAGAAGAUUGAAGCCUUGCGGAAUACUGUUGGCAAUAGCUACCUUUCUGUCUUGAGCGAAGAGACUUGGGCUCCCAGCCGCCCGGCAGACUUUUCCACGCCUAAUGUCCCAUCCGGUACAGCCAUGCGCACAGCACACACUCCUAUCCACGCCCCUCAGGCUCAAGCCAUACAUAGUGGUCGGACCUUGGGCUGA